AGUAAAAUAAGGGAUCGAAAGAUUUGGUCAUAGUAGAACCACGCCUUUUAGUGUUAUGUUUUAUAUAUAAAUCACCGAGUAUUAGAAAAAAGUAUAGUUAUUUCAGUAGUUACAACUAACACAGUGGUCUCAAUAUGGCAUUUAAAUUCAUCAGUUUUUUGGCCCUUGUAGCUGCCACCCAAGCUGGAGUUCUAAGCCCCCACCAUUCGUACUCGGAUGCUCCUUCAGUUUCUUAUUCAAGUGUUUCGACUCCUGAAGUAUCAUACGGUGGACCAAGUUAUGCUAAAGCAGCUGCUCCAGUUCACUAUGCAGCAGCUCCAGCAAUUCAAGCAGCUGCUCCAGUAUCUUACUCUGCCCCAGUAGCCUACGCCGCUCCAGCUAUUAAAGUAGCUGCUCCAGUGUACAAAGUAGCUAAACAAGUUAUAACUCAAGAUUACUCAACUCCAGCUCACUAUGAUUUUAGUUAUGGUGUGGAAGAUCCACACACUGGUGACGUAAAAAGCCAACACGAAACUCGCGAAGGUGACGUUGUUAAGGGAAGUUACUCUUUAAUUGAAGCUGAUGGUACCAAGAGAAUAGUAGAAUACACCGUCGAUGGUCACAGUGGUUUCAACGCUGUUGUACACCGUGAACCAGCCGCUCAUCCAGUUAAAGCCAUUGCUCCAGUUGCUGCCAAAUUCGUUGCUCCCGUUGGUUAUGCCCAACCUGUUGUAAAAGCUGUUGCUCCAGUAGCCUAUGCCCAACCUGUUUUGAAAGCCGUCACACCAGUAGCUUAUGCUCAACCUGUCCUGAACGCUGUUGCCCCUGUAGCUUAUGCUCAACCCAUUGUUAAAGCUUCAUACGCAUCUCCACUAGUAGCCAAAGUACCAGCACUUAACAAAGUAACUUACUCCAGUGCCCCUGAAGUAUCCUACUCCAGUUUUUCUGGUCCAGAAGUACAUGCUGGUCCUUCCUACUACCACCACUAAAAGAAUGUAGAUCUGUUUUUAAUUAGGAAUUAUUUAUUUAUUUUAUUGUUAUAAGAAAAAUAAACGCAAUUAUUAUAUUUA
Messenger RNA from Diabrotica virgifera virgifera (western corn rootworm), 1049 nucleotides. RefSeq names its product cuticle protein 21-like. Bases 135 to 968 code for a protein of 277 amino acids. The record is from RefSeq and is a predicted model, not a curated record. Gene Ontology annotation, cellular component: extracellular matrix. NCBI's taxonomy places the organism in Eukaryota, Metazoa, Arthropoda, Insecta, Coleoptera, Chrysomelidae. The transcript has 2 exons.